AUGAGUUCACAAAAGCUUUCUGGAGACAUCGUGUACGACACAAAACAAAAACCAGACACAAAACAAAAACCAGUCAUUCCAAGAAGAUCGAACAAGGAACCGAAGCACAACACCUUCGCGUCAUGUUUCAAGCCUGAAGACAUACAAGUAGCACUCCUCGUUCCCCCAAAUGAAGUCUUCGCCGAAAGUGGAGCUAUCAAUAGGGCGUUUGUGGAGAGCAUUGCCGGGAAGAAUGGUUCCAAGGUGAAAAUAACGAACAAGUUUCCGGAAGAUCAUCCAGCGGAGAGAGUGGAGCGAGUGAUGUCCACUCAAGAGACAACACAGGGUGUCUUCGAGAAACUCUCAGUGCAUGAUCAUGCUUUCCUCAAGCAGAUCAUCUCUCCCAACGAGACGUUCCUUGCAGAGUUGAAAACUGUUGGCUUCUUAGGCUUUCCCAACACGAACGAAGAGCUUGCUGGCAAAGGAAAUGUCGUCCUGACAGACAAGAACUUGUACUUCUACUGGCACCAAGCCAGGUUUGAGGCGUCUGCCAACGAAAGCAUUCAAGGGACCACCUGCUGCUGCUUCCCACCAGGAUGGUGCGGUUGCCUCGAAUGGUGCAGAUUUGCUUCGGGAAGCUACUCGCAUGUGGGAGUGAGGGAGGCUGAGGACAAGAUCACUUCCAUCCCCAUCAGCUACCUCACUCCGGGGGGAGUCAAGUGUGAGCGCUCAGAUCGCCUCAAGGUGUCGAGAAAGCUGACUGGGGCAACCAUAGAGGCGAGGAUCAUCAAGAACAUCGACAAUGGCUUAGCCCACGGCGAAAGGGUUUGCGACAGCCGACUUCGCGUCAUAAGCGUAAGAUAUAUGGACCUUGCCAGCAACAAGGUGAAGGAAGUGAGCUGCAUCGUUGAUAAAGAAAAUGUUUCCCUCGAGGAUGUCUACAAGUUUACCGUCGCCGUCAAUUCCCAUUGCAAGGCCCAAGAUUACCUCGAUAUCUUUCGUCAGACAAACACGAUGACCUUCUCGGACUCAGGGAGACUGCAAGGACUGCGUGACAACAUCAUGGAGAAGCGCAUGAUGGCCAACCCUGUGACUGCUUCGUUGAAGUUCUUCUCCAACAUUUUGAGGACCUAA
This is a messenger RNA of Guillardia theta CCMP2712, 1113 nucleotides long. RefSeq lists its product as hypothetical. The record is from RefSeq and is a predicted model, not a curated record. The coding region runs from base 1 to 1113 and encodes 370 amino acids. The transcript has 5 exons. Lineage: Eukaryota; Cryptophyceae; Pyrenomonadales; Geminigeraceae.